Messenger RNA from Lactuca saligna, 696 nucleotides. NCBI's taxonomy places the organism in Eukaryota, Viridiplantae, Streptophyta, Magnoliopsida, Asterales, Asteraceae. The record is from the annotation of a GenBank genome assembly.
AUGGCACCGUUUGGACUAAGAGCACUUCCUUCCCCCAAGUCUCAUGUGAACAGACACAACAUCACCAAAAUCCGAUUGAUGGGUUCGAUUCGCCUCUUCUGGUUACACAAAGUUGUCGUGAUAUUCAACUUUGUUUAUGUUCUACAACACUUACUGUUCAGUGUGACUGAACCACAACUUAGGACAAAGCCUUCUAGUGUAUCAGAUGUUGUGGAUGCACCAGAGAUUCUGGCAGUGAUUGGAAAGAUUCCAUUUUUAUCAGAAUUUAUGAACUCUCUGUACGAGUGUCAAUAUGAAUCAUUCUUCUCUGCUUUUGCUGGGAUCACUGAGCAUAUUAACUUGGAUCGGGAACUGGUUGCUGCUGUACUUGAUAUCCUAUCUAAAAAACUACAAUACAACUCUAGAUUAGAGAUAUUUGAAGGUAAUUGCAUCAACAAACAAAAGCAUUGUUGGAACAUAAAGUCAAUUAUGGAAUAUGAAGGCACACCUUUGGGCCCACCUGAAGUUGCAGGCAGUUCUCCUGUAAUGAAGCAGGUGAAACUAGAGAAAGAAAGUGAACUCAGGAUUGAAGUCAAUUUUAAUAGUUCUCUUCACCUCAGGCUACUCAAUGGGACAGCUGAGAUAUUUGGGACCGAAAUGCCCCCAGAAAAUUGGCUCAUCUUCCCACCAAGAAUGAAAUUUGAUGUAAACUCUUAA